GAUAAAGAUGGGGGAGAGAUACAGUGAAAGAGAGAGAUAGAGUGAAACAGAGAGAGAGAGAGAGAGAGAGAGAGAGAGAGACGGGGGAGUGGCCCUCCAGCAGCAGUGACGUCAUUUCAACAUGGCUGCACAGGACGAGCUAAAUCAGCUGGAGCGCGUGUUCCUGCGGCUGGGCCAUGCUGACACCGACGAACAGUUGCAAGAUGUCAUCUCAAAGUUUCUGCCACCUGUUCUCCUCAAGCUGUCCAGUGCUCAAGAGGGUGUUCGCAAAAAAGUUAUGGAACUACUGGUUCACGUGAAUAAACGGAUUAAGAGUCGUCCUAAGAUUCAGCUGCCCGUGGAGACGCUACUCGUGCAGUACCAGGACCCAGCAGCAGUGUCUUUUGUCACCAAUUUUACGAUAAUCUACAUAAAGAUGGGGUACCCCCGACUGGACGUGGCCAAGCAGUGUGAGCUCGCACCCACUCUGCUCACGGCCAUGGAGGGCAAGCCAGAGCCUCAGCAGGACAGCCUGAUGCAUUUGCUGAUUCCCACUCUGUACCACAUGAAGUAUCCGACAGAGCCUUCGAAAGCAUCGCCCUUUGUCCUCACAGAGAAGCCCAAGACUGUUCAUCAGCUUCUAGAGUUCAUGCUCGACAUCCUUCUGAUGCCUUAUGGGUUUGUGUUGAAUGAGCAGGCAAGCCGUCCCUCUCCGUCCUCCCCACAGGGGGGCUCCGUAGCAGCAGGAGCAGGAGCAGGAGCAGGACAGGGCCUUCCUCAGCCUCCUCCAGGGAUGAGCCUGUAUGCUGUUAAAAGAGUUAUUGGAGAAGCGCAAUGGAGUCCUGAACAGCUGGAGCAGUGCAAGUUGGGGAUUGUAAAGUUCAUCGAGGCGCAGCAGGUACCCGAAGUGGAAACAGUUGUCCACCUGGUUGUUGCCUCUAGCGACACCAGGCAUAGCGUAGCUACGGCAGCUGACCUGGAACUGAAAAGCAAGCAGAGCAUCAUUGAUUGGAACAAUCCACUUAUCAUUAACAAAAUGUUCAAAGUUUACUUGGGCGAUAUUCCACUCAAAACAAAGGGUGCCACAGUGAAGCGGGAACUGAAGCACGAACCAGUCAGCACCAGGGUCAAAAUGAAGAUUCUGCCUCAUCUGCUUCGCUCCAGACUCGCUGCUGAGUGUUUUCCUGCAAACAUCCAGGUCGUCUAUGACGGGCUGUUUGGAGCCAACACCAACAAUAAACUCCUGUCUCUCACUUUGCAGUUCGUGCACCAUAUCUGUGUUGUGUGCCCCGAUACCAAUAAACCAUUGGGACUGAUGCUGCUAAACGGCCUCACCAAGCUUAUCAAUGAGUACAAGGAGGAUCCCAAAUUGCUGUGUAUGGCCUACUCAGCUGUUGGAAAGCUUUCGAGCCGAAUGCCGCAGCUCUUCACUAAAGACAUAGCCCUGGUCCAGCAGUUCUUUGAGUCCAUUUGCAAGGAAGAAGCUGAUGUGCGACUGGCUAUACAAGAGGCUUUGUCUAUGAUGGUGGGUGCGUAUGUCAACCUGCAGGGGGCUCGCCUUAACCUAAUGGAGGCACUGGUGGCUGCAUACAUAGGAAAGCCGGAAGUGCAGGUGCGUCAAGUGGCAAUGAAGUUUGCCAGCGUGGUGUUUGCACCGGACCAUGUUCCCUCCAGAUACCUGCUUCUGCUAGCUGCAGGAGAUCCUCGUGAGGAGGUGUCUGGAGAGGCCCGGCGCACUCUCAGGUCUCUCUCGUCUAAGAGUGCAGAGAAAGAAAAAUUCAAGCCCAUGCCUUCCUUUGCUGAGAUGGUCAGCUACAUUCAGGAGAAGGCCACUGAGAGGAUGAAGACUCCAGCCAAAUACAUUGUUGGAACUUCAACACUUCCUUUUAACCCUGCCACGUUUGAAGAGAUCGUUUUAUAUCUCAGGAUGUGUUUGGCUCAUAGCGCUGGAGCCACACCUGCUUCGCAGAGUUUGAUUGACAUGCAGGAUGACGCUCCUAUUGUUGGCCGGUACGUUCGGUCUUUGCUCGCAAAUGAAGCUCCACCCUCUUCCUCUACACCUAAAGGAGGAGAGGCCAAUCCGGUUCAGGUCUACAUGGAUCUGCUGCAACAGCUGCUGUCGGCCGUAGGAGGUAUUCCAGUCAUGUAUUGCUUGUUAGAGGUGGUAUCUGUUUGUCCUCAGAAACUCGCUCCCAGGUUCUCUAACAAAAUCGAUUGGAUAAAAGGUCUGAUGAACACCAACAAGGAAGACAUGCGGGAGCUAGCUGCUCAGCUCUAUGCCGUGGUUGUCUCCACCAUGUCUGGCAAUGAACUCAAAAUCGCUGUACAAAACCUGAUCAAGAUCACUAAAGACACUCAUAGUCCCGAGUCCCAGCACGGUGCCAUUUUGGCUUUAGGAUACAUGGUGGGCAGGUACAUGAGCCGGAGACAUGGCUUGACUUUGCUUGAGAGGACAAGUGCCACAUCCAGAGAUGAUGAGGAGUUGAUCACCAUAGCUACCAAAACCAUCGGAUCAUUUUUGGACAGUGCCACUCCCUUGCUGACAAUCGCUGCAGUAACAGCUCUGGGGGAGAUCGGGCGUAACGGAGAACUGCUAAUACCAAGCGAGGGAGACGGAUUCAGCAAACUCAGCCUGGUGGAGAACCUGCUGGCCAGGAUAACUUCAGGCAAAGAGAGCGGCAAGAUGAAAGAACGUGUAAUCCAGACACUAGGAUUUCUCCCAGUGGGAGACGAAGAAUUCCCACAUCAGAAAAAACUCCUGCAAGGCCUCAUGGAUUCAGUAGAGGCCAAGCAGGUCGAGCUGCAGUUUACUGUCGGUGAGGCCAUAACGAGCGCUUCUGUCGGUUCCUGCUCAGGCGCUGCCAGAGAUGUCUGGACUUGCACGGAAGACCAGUACUGCCCUCCUGAGAAUGUGAAGAAUAAUGAUGUCUUGUCCUGGGCAUUGAGCGCCAUCUUGUCUAAGUACAUAGUGAGUCAGAAUCCCCACGUGCGCCAGGCUGCCUGCAUAUGGCUCCUCUCGCUCGUAAAGAAACUGAACCAGCAUAAAGAGAUUCGGUCUCGUUUAAAGGAGAUCCAGACAGCCUUCAUUUCCAUAUUGUCUGACCCAGACGAGCUUAGUCAGGACGUGGCGUCUAAAGGCCUGGGGUUAGUGUACGAACUGGGAGGAGAGCAGGAUCAACAGGAACUGGUGUCCACUCUAGUGGAGACUCUUAUGACUGGAAAAAGAGUCAAACAUACUGUAUCUGAAGACACUGAGGUCUUUCAAACUGAUGCUCUUGGUAAAGCACCUGAUGGGCAUGGCCUCUCAACCUACAAGGAGCUUUGCUCUCUGGCAAGUGAUCUCAACCAACCAGAUCUUGUUUACAAAUUCAUGAACCUGGCCAAUCACCAUGCCAUGUGGAACUCAAGAAAGGGGGCAGCAUUUGGGUUUAACAUCAUUGCAGCUAAAGCUGGAGAGCAGCUUGCUCCGUUUAUGUCCCAGUUAGUGCCCCGUCUCUACAGGUACCAGUUUGAUCCCAACCUGGGCAUCCGGCAGGCCAUGACCAGCAUCUGGGACGCCCUCGUCACGGACAAAACUAUUGUUGAUAAAUACUUCAAAGAGAUACUGCAGGAUGUCAUUUCCAACCUGACCAGCAAUAUGUGGAGAGUUCGGGAGUCAAGCUGCUUGGCUUUAAAUGAUCUGAUUCGUGGAAGGCCUGCAGAUGACUUCAUAGAGCACCUGACAGAGAUCUGGGAAACACUUUUCCGGGUUUUGGAUGAUAUCAAGGAAUCGGUCCGAAAAGCAGCAGAUUUAACUCUGAAGACCCUCAGUAAGAUAUGUGUGCGAACAUGCGAAUCUACAGGUGCGUCGGCUAAAAGAACAGUCGGUGUGCUCCUGCCAAUUCUGCUAGACAAAGGCAUUGUCAGCAGUGUGGCUGAGGUGCGCACUCUCAGUAUCCAGACUCUUGUGAAGAUCAGCAAAGCAGCAGGCAGCUGUCUGAAACCGCACGCCCCUCGUCUCAUUCCGGCUUUGCUAGAGGCACUGAGUGUACUCGAACCGCAAGUGCUCAACUACCUCAGUCUGAGAGCCACGGAGCAGGAGAAGAGUGCAAUGGAUACUGCCAGACUGAGUGCAGCAAAGUCCUCACCUAUGAUGGAGACCAUUAACAUGUGUCUGCAGCAUUUGGAUGUGUCCGUGCUAGGCGAGCUGGUUCCUAAACUUUGUGAUUUGCUAAAGAGUGGAGUCGGUCUUGGAACCAAGGGUGGCUGUGCCAGCGUGAUUGUAUCAUUGACAGUACAGUGUCCUCAAGACCUCACGCCUUACUCAGGUAAACUAAUGAGUGCACUUCUAAACGGGAUCCACGACCGCAGCUCCGUGGUUCAGAAAUCCUUCGCCUUCGCUAUCGGUCAUUUGGUCAGGACAGCAAAAGACAGCAGUGUGGAGAAGCUUCUGCAGAAACUCAGCACCUGGUACCUGGAGAAAGAAGAGGCCAUAUACAAGUCAUCAUGCUGUUUGACAGUCCAUGCCAUCAGUCACUACAGUCCUGACGUGUUGAAGGCUCACGCCGGCGUGGCUCUGCCACUGGCAUUCCUGGGCAUGCACCAGCAGCCUGACGAACAAGGCGACGGCGCAGACGCCAACCUGUGGGCCGAGGUCUGGCAGGAACACGUGCCUGGCAGUUUUGGUGGAAUCAGGCUGUAUAUGACUGAGCUCAUAGCAAUUACCCAGAGAGCUUUGCAGUCACAGUCCUGGAAGAUGAAGGCUCAAGGUGGAGCCGCCAUGGCAACCAUCGCCAAGCAACAGACAGGCUCGCUUGUGGCACCUCACUUGGGGAUGGUGCUAAGUGCAUUACUGCAGGCGCUGGCCGGACGCACGUGGGCCGGGAAGGAGGAGCUGUUAAAGGCUGUUGGGUCCGUGGUGUCACAGUGCAGUGUGGAGCUGCAGAAGCCUGCAGCAGGUCAGCCAACCUUGCGUCAAGUGUUGGACACAGUGCUUAAGGAAUGCAAAAAGGAGAGUCUUGUUUACAAAAUGGCCGCCUUGCGCAGCGCAGCAAACAUUUUGGAGGCGGCUAAAGAGGAUCGUUUUCAGGAAAUGGCUGAUAUCCUGUUCCCGCUCAUUAGAAAGAAUCAACCUGCAAGCGCCGGUUCACCGAAGCACCACGACGAGGACGACGAGGACGUGAAAGAACGAGAGCUGCGAACCGAAGUUUUGCUGUGCGCCUUUGAGGCACUGGGAAAAGCCUGGCCCAAGAACGUGGAGACACAGAAUCGGUACCAGGCAGAAGUGUGUGGGCUAAUGUGUGACAGAUUGAAACUGAGCACCUGGAGAGUUCAGCUGGGUGUCCUGCAGUGCGUGAAGGCUUUUUAUCAGGGAUUGCUGCUGUUGGAAAAGGACCAUCAGAACUCACAAGUACUGACUGAGCUUCUGACAGAAACCUGCACUUCACUUGCAUCUCCACUGGAAAACAGAAGUUACUCAUCCAUAAGGACAGAGGCCUUGACAAUUUUGGAGCUACUCCUGAAAAGGAUUGAAGAGAGCGACCAAUGGGAUUGCCUGUGUGAAAAGAGCCGGCGACAGCUCCAGCGUUCUCUUGCUACGAUGGAAACGGACAGCCGUCCUGAACUGAAAGACAAGGCCCAAACGCUGAGAAGAAAAAUACAGGGUCUGCCUUAAACAAACCUCCUCUAACACACUCCUCUGAAUCAUAACACAUUAAAAUCACUUCUUUUGGCACAGUGGACAAUAUUCCACAUAAGCAUAUGUUGAGAAAAAAAAAAACAGUAAAACCGCAUCCACUCCUGCACUUAAACACAUCGCUUCUCGAUGUCCUAGACGAACUCGCGGGACAUGCUUACAUUACCAGUGCCAAUCAUUUUCAAUAACUUUUACUCCUUUGAUUGCAGUUGUAACCAGGUCCUAGAUGAUCCAGAAGUGUGUGUUAAGUUUUCUGUGUUCAAAGCAAUUACAUAAGUAUGAAACAAACAUCGAGUGUCAGACUAACGAAACUGCCACUUUAGUGUUUAUCUACACUGAACUCGUCCCUCAGUGGGUUGUGCGACUACUGCUUUCUUUCCACUUCAGUAAAGAAACCAUCUCCCCACAACCUCCAUUAGUGUGAUCUUCAAGCAGAAUAGAGUGAAAGAAACGAUGCCAUAAAAAGUUGAAAUGUGAAAUUAGAGCCCAUGUGUGUAUAUUUAAAGUAGAUCUUGUAAAGUUUGCCUUCUAAUGUUUGCAUGUUAACACAGUGUCCUCUUUGGGGGGGGGAAAGCCAAACAAAUGUAUUUGCAGAAGAAAAAACUGUCUUUUUUCCAGAGAGGCAUGUUCAGUUGGAUCCAACAUCACCCAUGGGAAAUUUUGCCCCAAAUAAAAAAAAAAAAAAGACAGAC
Molecule: messenger RNA, 6345 nt
Organism: Pangasianodon hypophthalmus (striped catfish)
Lineage: Eukaryota; Metazoa; Chordata; Actinopteri; Siluriformes; Pangasiidae
Gene: ecpas
Product: Ecm29 proteasome adaptor and scaffold
Exons: 49
Coding region: 122-5632 (1836 amino acids)
Biological process (GO): proteasome assembly
Cellular component (GO): cytoplasm; nucleus
Molecular function (GO): molecular adaptor activity
Source: RefSeq, a predicted model, not a curated record